Messenger RNA from Wallemia mellicola CBS 633.66, 3029 nucleotides. RefSeq names its product FTHFS-domain-containing protein. Gene Ontology annotation, molecular function: formate-tetrahydrofolate ligase activity; methylenetetrahydrofolate dehydrogenase (NADP+) activity; methenyltetrahydrofolate cyclohydrolase activity. The transcript is spliced from 4 exons. Lineage: Eukaryota; Fungi; Basidiomycota; Wallemiomycetes; Wallemiales; Wallemiaceae. The coding region runs from base 78 to 2936 and encodes 952 amino acids. Gene Ontology annotation, biological process: tetrahydrofolate interconversion. The record is from RefSeq and is a predicted model, not a curated record. Gene Ontology annotation, cellular component: cytosol.
CCAGAAAUCUCAAAAGAGUAUUAUCAGGCAGAGCACCCUUACUUGGAUAUAGAACAUUACAUACGACUUUACGCACAAUGGUAGGACAGAAGAUUGACGGUACUGCGAUCGCAAAGAAACUCCGCGGAGAUCUCGCAACACAAACAAAAACUCUCCCAUUCCAACCACAUUUGGUUAUCAUACAACAUGGCGCUAGACCAGAUUCCAACAGCUAUAUCAGAAUGAAGAGAUUAGCAGCUGAAGAAGCUGGUUUCAAGUUCACCCACAUAAAAAUCCCAGAGACUGAGAGUGUAGACGUUGUUUUAGACCACGUACGCCGUUGCAACCAAGACGACGGUGUUCACGGUCUUCUCGUUCAACUUCCUCUCGCAAACGGCGGUAAAGAUGGUGAGAGAAAGGUUGUAGAGACUAUCUCACACGAUAAGGACGUCGAUGGUUUCCACCCACUCACCGCAGGUGCACUCUCCUCACGUCUUUCUGACCCAUUAUUCGCACCAUGCACUCCAGCCGGUGUUAUCAAACUUCUCGAAGAGAGCGGCGUUGAAAUCGCUGGUAAAUUCGCUGUCGUACUCGGUCGCUCUGAUAUUGUCGGUACACCUGCGAUGAACCUCCUCCGUCGUAAGGAUGCAACCGUCGUACAAGUCCACUCAAAGACAAAGAACAUCCCUGAACUCGUCAAGCAAGCUGAUAUCGUCGUUGCCGCUAUUGGUCAGCCAGAGUUCGUUAAAGGUGACUGGAUUAAACCAGGCGCAGUCGUCAUCGACGUUGGUGCAAAUUUUGUUCCAGAUGCAACAAAGAAGUCUGGCCAACGUAUGCUUGGUGAUGUUGAAUACAGUAAAGCUAUUGAGAAUGCCUCACACAUCACCCCAGUCCCAGGUGGUGUUGGUCCAAUGACCGUCGCUAUGCUUAUGGUUAACACUUUCAGAGCUGCUGAGCGUCAAGCUAAGCUCAGAGGUGGUAGAGGAAGAGGUGUUGUCACCCCACUCCCAAUCCAACCACUCGAGAAGGUCCCAUCUGACAUUGAAAUCGCCAUGGCACAAACUCCAAAGCCUGUCUCAACUUUGGCUAAGGAAAUUGGUGUUCUUGAGGAAGAAUUGGAACUCUACGGACAAUCAAAGGCAAAGGUUGAACUCAGCAUUCUUGACCGUUUGCAACAUCGUAAGGAUGGUAAAUACGUCGUCGUUGCUGGUAUCACACCUACUCCACUCGGUGAAGGUAAAUCAACUACAACCGUUGGUCUCGCUCAAGCACUCGGUGCUAGACUUGGUAGAUCCACCUUUGCUUGUGUUCGUCAACCUUCCCAAGGUCCAACAUUUGGUAUCAAGGGCGGUGCUGCUGGUGGUGGUUACUCACAAAUCAUUCCUAUGGAUGAAUUCAACUUACACUUGACUGGUGAUAUCCACGCUAUCUCAGCUGCUAACAACCUCCUUGCUGCUGCUAUUGACGCUAGAAUGUUCCACGAAUCAACUCAAACUCCAAAGGCUCUUUUCAACCGUCUUACACCAGCUAAGAAAGGUGUUAGAACAUUCUCACCAGUUAUGAUUAAGAGAUUACAAAAGUUAGGCAUCAACAAGACUGAUCCAAAGGAUCUCACUGAAGAGGAGGCAGCUAAGUUUGCCAAGCUUGACAUCGACCCAGAGACUAUCACCUGGCACAGAGUUACAGACACCAACGACAGAUAUCUCCGUAAGAUUACUGUUGGUCAAGCUCCAACUGAAAAGGGUAUUUCAAGAGAGACUGGAUUUGACAUUUCUGUCGCUUCUGAGUGUAUGGCUGUUCUUGCUCUCGCAAAUGACCUUCCAGACAUGCGUAGAAGAUUAGGUGAUAUGGUCGUUGCAUCAUCUAAGUCAGGUGAAACUAUCACUGCUGAUGACAUUGGUAUUGGUGGUGCUCUCACCGUCUUGAUGAAGGACACCAUCAAGCCAAACCUUAUGCAAACUCUUGAAGGUACUCCAGUCUUUGUUCACGCUGGUCCAUUUGCCAACAUUGCUCACGGUAACUCAUCUAUCCUUGCCGACCGUGUUGCAUUGAAGUUGGCUGGUACUGAAGAGGGUGAACCAUCCUCCGCUGGUGGUUACGUUAUCACUGAAGCUGGUUUCGGUGCUGACAUUGGUAUGGAGAAGUUCUUCAACAUCAAAUGUCGUGUUUCAGGUUUGGUUCCAGAUGCAGUCGUUCUCGUUGCAACCGUCAGAGCACUCAAGAUGCACGGUGGUGGACCGGAAGUCUCACCAGGCAAGCCUCUUGAUGAUAUCUACACUCAAGAGAACCUCGAAACUCUCGCAGAGGGUUGCAAGAACCUUGCUAAGCACAUUGAAAAUGGUCGUAAAUAUGGUGUCAAGGUUAUUGUUGCAGUUAACCAAUUCUCAACUGACACUCCAGCUGAACUUGAAUUAGUUCAGAAAUUGUCACUUGAAGCCGGUGCACAUGCAGCUGUUGCAUCAAAUCACUGGGCACUGGGUGGUGAAGGUGCUAUUGACCUUGCUCAAUCACUUAUCGACACUUGUGAACCGAAGAAUGAAAAUGGUGAAGUUUUACCAGCCGCAAGCAACGAUGACUUUAAGUUACUCUACAACGAUGACUUGUCUAUGGAAGACAAGAUCCUCACAAUUGUCAAAGAAAUGUACGGUGGUGAUGCAAUCGAAUUGAGUGACCUCGCUAAAUCACAAGUUGAAACAUACAAAAAACAAGGAUACGGUAACUUGCCAGUUUGUAUGGCCAAGUCACACUUAUCUUUAUCACAUGAUCCAAAAUUGAAGGGUGUACCAACAGGAUUCACUGUACCAGUUCGUUCAAUUAAGUUAAGCGCAGGUGCAGGAUUUGUUUACGCACUUUGUGGUGAAAUGCAAACUAUGCCUGGUUUAUCUACACGUCCUGGAUACUAUGACAUCGAUUUAGAUUUGUCAGAAGAUAAACCACGCGUCGUCGGUCUUUUCUAGAUUUAUCAUUUUUCUCUUAUCAGUAUGUAUAGUCAGCUCAACGCUGCUUGAAAUUAUUUUGUAAAGGUAUAAAAUGCAUUUCCCUUCAACGGU